AUGCCAUUGCUCCGCCACCUCGCACUGACCCACGGCAGUGUCGGCUUUGCAUUUGUGGACGCGUCGACGUGGCCGGACCUCGAGAGCAUCGCCUUCGAACGCGUCACCUUGACUGCAACCGCCCAGAUCGCGCUCCAGGCGUAUUUCGACCGUGUACAAAACCUCCGAGAGGUGUCGUUCGCAGGCCCCGAGUGCAUGGCGGCCACCUCGUGGAUACCGACCUCGACGACACGUGCGCUGCGCGAAGGAUGCAAUGCGUCGUCGCCGCUUCAUCUGGACCUCACCGCGAACGACAUUGGCAUCAAGGGCGUCGGCGCGCUUUUGAAAGCCCUUGCAACGUGCCUCUACGUGCGAAUCGAGAUUGCAUGCACGAACUUCGACCUUCUCGCACCGUACAAGACUGAGAUUGAAGCGUUUGCCGCCUUCCAUGGCGUGGCGGCGACAGUCACGCAUGAGCACUACACACUGUGCAGCCCUUCCACACAUUUCCAGUACUAUUAUGCAAUGUAG
Messenger RNA from Saprolegnia parasitica CBS 223.65, 510 nucleotides. RefSeq lists its product as hypothetical. The transcript has 2 exons. Lineage: Eukaryota; Oomycota; Saprolegniomycetes; Saprolegniales; Saprolegniaceae. The coding region runs from base 1 to 510 and encodes 169 amino acids. The record is from RefSeq and is a predicted model, not a curated record.